AUGGUUGUACAAUUAAAACCUGUUAAUCGUGAACAUGUUGCUGUUCCAUAUCAAGGUAUUGGUGCUCAAUUAGCUGCUUCAAGAAAUGUGUAUGCAUCAAAAUCUGUUGAAUCCAUUGCUUUCAAUCCAAGAGCUCCUGUUAAUCGUGAAUAUGUUGCUGUUCCAUAUCAAGGUAUUGGUGUUCAAUUAGCUGAUAUUCCACUUCCUACAAGAAAAUCUAUAAGUAUUUCCGAUCUCCUUAGAAUUAGCUCCAGAAAGGAUCCAAUCAAAAUUAUUUCAAUCACUAGAAAACUUGAUUUAGCUCUUUUUAACGUUGGCCAGUUAAAAUUAGAAUAUUAUCAUUUAUUGAAUGCUCUCAAAUAUAUAGAUCAAGAACCACCAACACUAAGAGAAAGCACAAAGCCUAAACAAUUUAGAAUAUUGGCAAACGUUGCUAAUCAUCAAAAAAUUCUUUAUUACAAUAUAGAAAUGUUGGAAAUGAGAGAAGAAAUGCUUUGUCUUUUUAUUCAAAAUAAAAAGCAUUUAGUGAUUGUUCAAAAACAUUAG
This is a messenger RNA of Dictyostelium purpureum, 546 nucleotides long. RefSeq lists its product as uncharacterized. The transcript is spliced from 3 exons. NCBI's taxonomy places the organism in Eukaryota, Evosea, Eumycetozoa, Dictyosteliales, Dictyosteliaceae. Bases 1 to 546 code for a protein of 181 amino acids. The record is from RefSeq and is a predicted model, not a curated record.